Aegilops tauschii subsp. strangulata is the source of this 4299-nucleotide messenger RNA. RefSeq names its product probable disease resistance protein RXW24L. Gene Ontology annotation, biological process: defense response to other organism. Lineage: Eukaryota; Viridiplantae; Streptophyta; Magnoliopsida; Poales; Poaceae. Gene Ontology annotation, molecular function: ADP binding. The record is from RefSeq and is a predicted model, not a curated record.
CUGCUCGACGCCUCUGCCAUUGGCGAGCUUCCCCUGCAAGUGCAACCGAAUCCAAUCCCUCUCCACACCCCCACCCCCACCCCCACCCCCACAGCGAAUCCAAUCCGUCGUUGCCAAGAGACGCAAAGCCACCAUGAUGCGUAUGCUGCUGCUGCUGCAACAAGAAAAGAAGAUUCGUUCCCCACUCCUCUUCUUUGGAGAGGACGGAGGCGGCGCGGCAAGAAGAAAAGAAUCCCAGUCCAUGGCCCGGCUCUACUUCUCUCUGUCCACUUCUUCCUCCACCGUGCCCGCUUCCUUCCGCAUCCUUCUUCCUGAUUUGGUCGCUUGGUGUUGAGGCUGUGGCAGAUCUCUCAAGUUUGGCCGCUUGGUGCUGAGGCUGCGUUCACGGUCUUGGAUUUCGCGGCCGUUUUGAUCGCUCACGAGGCUGCUGUCACCGCCGUCCACAACACCAAUACAGCCUCUAUCCGUCAAAACCAAUUGAAUUGAUCUGCAGAAACAUCUAGUAAAAUGGAGGCGACGGCCAUCAGCAUCGGCAAGUCCGUGUUGAGCGGGGCGCUCAACUACGCCCAGUCGGCCGUGGCCGAGGAGGUGGCUCUGCAGCUCGGUGUCCAGCGUGACCACUCCUUCAUCUCGGACGAGCUCGAGAUGAUGCAGUCAUUCCUGAUGGCUGCACACGACGAGAGAGAUGACAAUAGGGUGGUCAGGACUUGGGUGAAACAAGUCCGUGACGUGUCCUACACCGUCGAGGACUGCCUCCUGGAUUUUGCUGUCCGUCUCGAGAAGCAAUCCUGGUGGUGUCUCUCUCGCAAGGUGCUGGCCCGCCGAUAUGUGGCGAUGCAGAUGAAGGAGCUCAGAGCCAAGGUGGAGGAGGUCAGCCAGAGGAGCCAACGGUACCACCUCAUCAAGGGCUCUAGCUCCAAGCCUACCUCUGCUGUUGGGCAGCCUAUCAUGUCUAGUGCGACGAUGUCUGCUGCCGAUGAUGCAAGGCUGCGGUGGCAGAAAGCAAAAAUGGAUCUUGUCGAGUUGAUCAAUUGCGAGGAUAGUGCACUUCAAGUGAUAGCGUUAUGGGGCACAACUAGCACUGAUCUGGGGGAGAUAUCCAUCAUCAAAACUGCUUAUGAAGAUCCCAUGAUACACAAGAAUUUUGAUUGCUGUGCUUGGAUCACAUUGAUGGGUCCUUUCAGUCAGACAGACUUCAUUCGAAGCAUUGCUAGGCAAAUCUGUGUUAACUCUCUUCAAGAGACAGGAGAAGAAGGGAAAAAAACUAUUGGGGCCCAAGUUUUGAAGAUGAUGGCGACGACGAAAGAAGAUGGUUUGGCUUGUGAUUUCGAAAGAUAUUUGAAUGACAAGAGUUACCUAAUUGUACUCAAUGACAUACACAGCAUUGAACAGUGGGAUUGCAUUAAAACAUGUUUCCCAAACAACAACAAAGGAAGCCGAAUCAUAGUAUGCACUAAGCAAGUUGAAGUUGCAUGCUUAUGCAUAGGAGCAGAGGAUGAAGCUCUAGUGCAUAAGAAGUUAUUUGCUGAUCAGUCUCUUUAUGCUUUCUAUAGUAAGGUUUCUCAUGAGGGAAGAAAUUCAAUGGAAAAAGGCUCCAUCCCAUUUGUAGUCUCUACUGGUGUUAACAGCUCUAGACACAAGAACAUCCUCACUCGAACGGAGACAAUGGCUACUCUAGAGGAAUCUCGUCUCAUUGGAAGAGGGAAUGAAAAAGAGGAAAUCAUCAAACUAAUCUCAAAUAAAGAUCUCCAGCGAUUUCGUGUGAUCUCCUUGUGGGGCAUGGGCGGUAUUGGAAAAACAACACUAGUGAGAGAUAUCUAUCAAAGCCAAGAGAUUAGUAGCAUGUUUGAUAAGCGUGCUUGUGUCACAGUAAUGCGUCCUUUCAAUCCAGUAACACUCCGUGGGAGCUUAGUUGUGCAACUCGGAGGUAAAGAUGAGAAAGAUUUAAGGAGGUGUUUAGAAGGAAGGAGAUAUUUGCUUGUUCUUGAUGAUCUUUGGUCCAGAGUAGAGUGGGAUGCUAUAAAGCAAUAUUUGCCAGAAACGGCAGCAAGCUGCAUAAUAGUCACCACAAGGGAAGAGAAUAUUGCCAAGCACUGCUCAAAGGAUGAAAGAAAUAUAUACAAGCUGAACCAUCUGGGUCUUGAUGACGCAUGUACCCUCUUCACCAAAAAGGUAUUUAAGGAGACCGUAAAUUUGGAUGAGCAAUAUCCAGAGUUGGUUGAACAAGCAAAAUUGAUAUUGAAGAAGUGCAGAGGACUUCCCCUUGCACUAGUCACCAUAGGUGGCUUCUUGGCAAGCCAACCAAAAACUGCUUUUGAAUGGAGAAAAUUGAAUGAGCAUAUCAGUGCUGAGUUGGAGAUGAAUCCAGAACUUGAGCUCAUAAAAGCAGUCCUUCUGAAAAGCUAUGAUGGUUUACCCUAUUACCUCAAGGCUUGUUUCUUGUAUCUGGCCAUCUUUCCUGAAGACUACAUGAUUCUGCGGAGACGCUUAGUGCGUCGGUGGAUUGCAGAGGGUUACUCAAGUGAGGUGCGUGGCAGGUCUGUGGAGGAAGUAUUGGACUCUUACUUCAUGGAACUCAUAGGCAGGAGCAUUAUUCUGCCAUCUCAACAGUCAAUUCAUAGUAGGAAAGGAAUUGACUCCUGCCAUGUCCAUGAUCUCAUUCGUGAAAUUGCCAUCUCAAAGGCUAUGGAGGAGAAUCUUGUUUUCACACUGGAGGAAGGGUGCAGCUUAAACAACCAAGGCACAGUGCGUCAUCUUGCUAUAAGUAGCAACUGGAAUGGUGAUCAGUGUGAGUUUGAGAAUAUAUUAGACUUGUCGCGCCUACGAUCAUUGACAGUGUUUGGAAAUUGGAGGCAGUUUUACAUUUCAGAUAAGAUGAGGUUGCUACGAGUACUGGAUUUGGAAGGCGAGUGGGAACUAGUUGAUCAUCACCUUAAGCACAUUGGGAAGCUUGUACACCUUAGAUAUCUUUCUCUAAGGGGACAUGCUUCUGUAUUUCACGUGCCAAAUUCGUUGGGGAACCUGAGACAACUCCAGACACUAGAUAUUUCAGGUACCAGCAUAAUGAAGCUGCCAAGGACCAUCAUCAAGCUUGUCAAGAUGCAACGGAUUCUUGCUAGUGGGAUAGGAACGGAAUAUACCGGUUUAUACGAUCCAGAUGUGCCGGCACUGCUCAGAUUGCCUCUCUGUUCAGCGUUGUGUUGUGUGGCAUGCUGUGCACCUGGGAUUUUCACAGAGGAACUCUAUCUUGAGGAUGAUGCACAAUUUAACAGGCGUGAUGUAUGCACUGCGUUCUGUUGUAACAUAUUACCUUAUUAUGCGGCAGGAGGACAAAAUCCAGGUGGUGUUGAAGUGCCAAGUGGGAUUUGGAAACUGAAGGCCCUGCACACACUCCGUACCGUGGACAUAUCAGCGGGAAAGGCUGUUCUCCAAGAUAUAAAAAGGUUGACCCGGUUAUGCAAGUUAGGAUUGCUAGGCAUCAACAAGAGAAACAGUCAAGAGUUGUGUUCAACAAUUGCUUGUCUCAGCGGCCUGGAGUCAUUGUCACUCGACUCACGCCGAGAGACAGGUUUAUCAGGUUGCUUGGAUGGCGUGUCCUCACCUCCAGAAAACCUGCAGAGCCUCAAGUUGAUAGGCAACCUGGUUAAACUGCCGGAGUGGAUCCAGGGGCUCAAAAAUCUCGUGAAGCUGAAGCUAGAGUGGUCGAGGAUAUCGGAGCACGAUGCGGCCAUACAAGUCCUUGGGAAUCUACCAAACCUGGCCACCCUACGUCUAUUGGAUGACUCGUUCGCCGGUGAAGAGGUUGGUUUCAGUUUCCGCCAGGAGGCAUUCCCGUGCCUGAAGGUGCUGCAGCUGGAUUGGAUAGGAAACCUCAAGUCGGUGGGAUUUGAAGAAGGAGCAGCCCCUAAGCUUGAGUUGCUGCAGUAUAUUGGUUGGAUCAAUGACUUCAGGGUUGGGUUGUUCUCUGGGUUAGCAUGCCUCCCAAGCCUCAAAGAAUUUAUGCUGUAUAGGGAGCACUGGGUGAAGACUGAGUUCGUGGAGCACUUGCGAGGCCAGCUGGCGGAGAACAUAAAUGGGCCCGUUUUGAAGAGUUGGCAGUAGCUAGCUUUAUUCAGCUCCCUUUUCGUCUAUCUUAUAUAAUAAUAUUCAUGUAUGUAUAUUAUAAUUAGUAGGUCCCUCCCUUUGUGUUGAAAGUGGUGUUGCCUUGGAUUGAGUUGAUGAUGUAAUUAAGCUGCUACUCCCUUUGCGUGUGCGUGUGCACGGUGGUACGAUAGCAGAUGGCAUUCGUCAUUUUGUUCA